AUGUCCUCUACCGAGAAAGAAACGCCCAAGGGCACCCACGUGGAAGGCGCCGACGGCAUCACCCAAGUCCCCCUCCACGAUGGAACCAUCUCCAGCGCAGCCGGAAAGGGCCAGGUUGCUACCGACAAGUACGGCAACCCCCUCAUCGAAUUCGACCCCGUCGCAGAACGCAAGCUGCGCUGGAAGCUUGACCUCUACACUAUUCCCACCGUCGCCCUCCUCUACCUCUUCUGCUUCAUCGACCGCGCCAACAUCGGAAACGCCAGAAUCGCCGGCCUCGACAAGGACCUCAACCUCAAAGGCUACGACUACAACAUCAUCCUCUCCACCUUCUACAUCUCCUACAUCCUCUUCGAGAUCCCCGCCACCGUCCUCUGCAAGUGGAUCGGCCCCGGCUGGUUCCUCCCCGCCACCUCCCUCGCCUUCGGCAUCGUCUCCAUCGCCACCGCCUUCUGCGAGUCCCGCGCCGCCAUAUGCGGCGUCCGCUUUCUCCUCGGCAUCUUCGAGGCCGGCAUGCUGCCCGGCAUCGCCUACUACCUCUCCCGCUGGUACCAGCGCGCCGAGCUCACCUUCCGCCUGUCGCUGUACAUGGUCAUGGCCCCGCUGGCCGGCGCGUUCGGCGGCCUGCUUGCCUCCGCGAUUCUCACGCUGGACCACUUCGGCACUCUCCACCGCUGGCGCAUGAUCUUCGCCAUCGAGGGCAUCGUCACCAUCGCGCUCUCCCUCAUCUCCUUCGUCACCCUCACCGACCGGCCCGAGACCGCGCGCUGGCUGACGCAGGAGGAAAAGGACCUGUGCAUCGCGCGCGUCAAGUCAGAGCGCGUGGGCACCACGGAGGUCAUCGAUGGCAUCGACAAGAAGAAGCUGCUGCGCGGCAUGCUUAACCCCGUAACGCUCGAGAUCUCGCUCAUCUUCCUCUUCAACAACAUCACCGUGCAGGGCCUGGCCUUCUUUCUGCCGACGAUCGUGAGCACCAUCUACCCGACCUUCUCGACCGUCCAGAAGCAGCUGUACUCAGUGCCGCCGUACGCUGUGGGCGCGUUCUUCACGCUGGCGUUCCCGGGGCUGAGUUGGUAUCUGGAUCGGCGGCAGGUGCUGAUUGGGUUGUCGGCGCCGAUGGUUAUGACGGGGUAUAUUAUGUUUUUGGCGUCGAAGGUGGCGAAGAUUCGUUCCGCCAUGGUUCUCGGCCCAAUGUCCAAUGCCCACAUCAGCGCCAACGUCCUUAGCGACACAGCGCGAAGCAGUGCCAUCGGCUUGAACGUCAUGUGUGGCAACAUCGGCGGCAUCAUCUCCACCUGGUCGUACCUGCCGUGGGACUCUCCGGACUACCACAUUGGUAAUGGUCUCAACUUGGCCGCGGCCAGUAUGAUCUUCAUCGUCGCCUUCACGGCGUGGUUCUGGAUGAAGUGGGACAACAAGCGCCGCGAGGACCGUAGCAUCGAGGAGGAGCUGGCGGGUAUGUCGGAGCAGGAGAUCCAGGAUCUGGAUUGGAAGCACCCUGCGUUCAGGUGGAGAACUUAG
Messenger RNA from Colletotrichum chrysophilum, 1521 nucleotides. RefSeq lists its product as uncharacterized. The record is from RefSeq and is a predicted model, not a curated record. The transcript is spliced from 4 exons. Lineage: Eukaryota; Fungi; Ascomycota; Sordariomycetes; Glomerellales; Glomerellaceae. Gene Ontology annotation, biological process: transmembrane transport. Gene Ontology annotation, molecular function: transmembrane transporter activity. The coding region runs from base 1 to 1521 and encodes 506 amino acids. Gene Ontology annotation, cellular component: membrane.